AUGACCUCAUGGAUCCUAGCUGAGCAGGCGGCUAUCGGUGUGCUUAUUCGUGUUCCAUUGGCGCACUUUGCGGAUAAGUACGAGUCGAAGCGUAGCUGGUUUCUUUGGGGUCUGGGCAUGUCUUUCGUUAGUAACUUCGCGACAGCAUUUGGUUCAUCCGUUCCUCUACUGUUUAUCAGUCGAUCUAUGCUGGCAUUAUCUAGCAGCAUUAUGUGGGUGGUGGGAAUCUCGACCGUGGCUAAUGUCGUCUCCGUCGAAAACACUGGCAAAGCCUAUGCAGCGGUAUCAGUCGCAGUCUCGUCGGGUUCGUCAUGUGGGCCCAUGAUAGCAGGAAUCUUGCUUGACACGACGGGCUAUUGGCCAACAUGGGCAAGUACCUUGGUACUGCUCUUCAUCGACACAACAUUUCGACUCCUGAUGGUGGAAAAGAAGUCUCCUGAGAAGACCGAUGCUACCGACGCUUCGCAUACUAAACAAGACUCGGUUUCGGAGAGAUCUCCCCUUCUCGCCACAGAGCCUCAACAAGUUCAGGAGGAAGUAGCAAAUGAGGUUGAACCAAACUUCUACUGGUGCGUCUUCAGGAAAAAGAACUUUGUUGCUGGUGUAUUCUGCGCUUUCAUGUUCGGCUUAAUGACGGCAACAUUCGCCGCCACUGUCCCAUUGCACACCCGCGACACAUUCCACUGGGGUGGCUCUCAAUCUGGUCUUGUCCUUGGUCUCCUUCAGGCUCCUCGCCUUGUCAUGUCUCCAUUCGUGGGUUGGCUCAAAGAUCGCGUCGGGACGCGGGCGCCAAGUGUAUUCGGCUUUCUUCUCAUGGCUCCAUUCAUUUGGGUUCUGGGUGUCCCCGGGAACGAUACCUUCGCUACAGUCGUCGGAGAUUCGGGGCCUUCUAUCUAUGUGUUUACGACUGCUUGCAUCGGAGUUCAACGGUCGUUUCUCAAUGGAUUAGGACCAAUUGAAGCCACAGUGGCUGUCAAUGAGUUGCAAACAGAGUACCCCGGCAAGUUUGGUCCCAAUGGGGGCAAAUCUCGCGCCCUUGCAAUUAGCGGCGUUGCUACCAUCCUGGGAUCAUGCGUGGGUCCAAUUUUUGGAGGUCUCCUUAACGAGCAAUUUGGAUACUAUGUUAUGAAUUGUGUUUUGGUCAGACUUCGGGGUGGGAGCGGGUGA
Messenger RNA from Penicillium angulare, 1167 nucleotides. RefSeq lists its product as uncharacterized. Lineage: Eukaryota; Fungi; Ascomycota; Eurotiomycetes; Eurotiales; Aspergillaceae. Gene Ontology annotation, biological process: transmembrane transport. The transcript has 5 exons. Gene Ontology annotation, molecular function: transmembrane transporter activity. The record is from RefSeq and is a predicted model, not a curated record. The coding region runs from base 1 to 1167 and encodes 388 amino acids.